Ustilaginoidea virens is the source of this 2667-nucleotide messenger RNA. RefSeq lists its product as uncharacterized. Gene Ontology annotation, cellular component: nucleus. Bases 1 to 2667 code for a protein of 888 amino acids. Lineage: Eukaryota; Fungi; Ascomycota; Sordariomycetes; Hypocreales; Clavicipitaceae. Gene Ontology annotation, molecular function: ATP binding; hydrolase activity, acting on acid anhydrides, in phosphorus-containing anhydrides; DNA binding. Gene Ontology annotation, biological process: establishment of sister chromatid cohesion; nucleobase-containing compound metabolic process. The record is from RefSeq and is a predicted model, not a curated record. The transcript has 4 exons.
AUGACUUCAGAAGUAGAGGUGGAUGAUGCGGCGCAGACCCUGCGAAAAUUGGACUUUCAUCAUCCGUACACGCCAUACGAUGUCCAGGAACAGUUUAUGAAAACAGUGUACGAUGUAUUGGACAAGGGCGAGGGCCAAAUCGGCAUCCUGGAGAGCCCAACCGGCACUGGCAAAUCUCUUUCCCUAAUAUGCGCCUCUCUCACAUGGCUUCGACACCACAAGGCCAACAAGUUUGAGAUUUCCAUGCACAAUGCGGGCGAUGCGUACAAGGACGAGCCGUCGUGGCUAAUCGACCAACUGCUACGACGCAAACGCGAAGAGCUUGCUCACAAGUGGACAGACCGAGAAAAGCGCCUCGAGGCCAUUAGGUCAAGAGAAAAAGCGCUGGAGGAGCGCGUCCGAAAACGGCGACGGCUGGAUGCUGCGUCCGUCGCCUCGGGUAAACAAAGCGACGUAGAAGCUGAUGAGUCCGAGUGGCUGUUGGAUGAUUGGGAAGACGGCAAUGCCGCUUCGCUCGACACCCUCUCCGGACUAAGUAAAGAAUCGCGUGAAGUACUAGAACGCAUUGGCCUUGGAGGCCCUCGCAAGAGACAAGAGGAUGAUGACGUCCUCGAAGAGGAGAUCAAGAUCUAUUACACGUCAAGGACCCAUUCGCAAUUAUCGCAGUUCAUCGCCGAAUUGCGCCGCCCAGCAUUCCCUUCCUCUCUGCCGGCCUCUGUCUCUGGGGAGAAGCCGUCUUGUGCCGAGCCCGUGAAACUGCUCCCUUUAUCGUCCCGUCAAAGACUCUGCAUCAACCCAUCUGUUGCGCGCCUGGGCUCUGUCCAAGCCAUCAACGACCGCUGCGCAGAGCUUCAGCAGCCAAAGUCCGCCAAAAAGUGCUCCUUUGUCCCCAAAGAGGAGCUGCUGAGCCAAAGCCACGAGUUUCGUGAUACCGCCUUGGCCACCAUACCCGAUAUUGAAGACCUGCAUCGGCUGGGAAAGGCGCUGGCUGUCUGCCCAUACUAUGCCUCGCGCUCGGCUUUACCCGGGUCAGAGAUUAUUACUCUCCCGUAUCCGCUGCUUCUUCAAAAGAGCGCCCGGGACGCGCUGGGUAUCAAGCUGGACGGCAAUGUCGUCAUCGUCGACGAAGCACACAACAUUAUGGAUGCAAUCGCCAACGUCCACGCCGCGGAGCUCAAACUGAGCGAUCUCCGCAAGGGACGUGGCAUGUUGGGCGUGUACGUGAAGCGCUUUGGCAAGAAGCUCAAGGGAGCCAACCGAGUCAAUGUCGGCAGGGUAGGGCGAAUUGUUGACGGGUUAAGCGAGUGGAUGGAGAGCGCCAAAUCCUCAAAGCACGAGCAUGGCAUUGUGGAACCCAACGACUUGACCCGUCAUAAAGGUAUUGACCAAAUCAACCUGUUUGAGCUUAUCCAAUACAUUCAAGAGUCCAAGCUAGCGUACAAGAUUGAAGGUUAUGCCGCGCACGUUGAGAACGACAAGGACGGCAGCAAGCCAGGCACGGUCAUGUCGAGCACUCCUGUUCUUCACAAGCUCGUCUCGUUCCUUGCAUCUCUUACAAACCUCAGCUCAGAAGGCCGGAUAUUCUACCAGAAGAUCGGUCGGCCGACAACAGACGUGCAGUUGUCGUACCUGUUGUUGUCACCAACACACGCAUUCUCCUCGAUCGUGUCAAGUGCCAGGGCCGUCAUCCUCGCUGGCGGAACCAUGUCACCGUUCGACGACUACAAGAACCAUCUUUUCCCACAAGUGAAGGAGAAAAAAGUGACGACGUUGAGUUGCGGACACGUCAUACCCCGAGAGAACUUGUGCGUGUGGACUCUUGCCAAGACACGUCCUGGCGGACCGACAUUUGAGUUUAGCUAUCACCGACGAGGCGAUCAAGACAUGGUGCAGGAACUCGGUCUGGCCAUUCUGAACAUUUGCUCGGUGGUUCCAGACGGGGUAGUGGUGUUCUUCCCCAGCUACGGAUAUCUCGACGAGGUGGUUGCGGCAUGGAGUCGGCAGCAGCCAGGUCCCCAAACUAUCUGGGACCGUCUGCAGUCCCGGAAGAGGGUUUUCCGCGAAACCAAAGGGUGCUCGAGCGAUCAAGUGCUCGAAGAAUACACUCGAGCCAUACUCGGCAGCGUGGGCGGCACCGAAGCUGCCAGUGAAACCGGGACGAAACCCAACCCCGGGGCGCUACUUCUCAGCGUCGUAGGCGGCAAGAUGUCUGAGGGAAUCAACUUCUCGGACCGACUAGGCCGCUGCGUUAUGGUAGUAGGUCUGCCGUACCCAAACAUGGCGUCGCCGGAAUGGAAAGCGAAAAUGGAAUACAUUGAGACCACCACCACGGCGAGCUUGAUGGAGCAAGACGGUCCCGCCUUGCCCAAAGAAGACGCUGCGUCUCGCGCCAGGCAGGCAGCGAGGGACUUUUACGAAAACGCGUGCAUGAGGGCAGUCAACCAGAGCAUCGGCCGGGCAAUUCGUCACCGAGGCGACUACGCGGCGAUUGUUCUCGCUGAUGGGAGAUAUUCCACGGACCGGAUCCAGGGCAAGUUGCCGGGCUGGAUCCGUGAUGGCAUGGGGCUCGGGCCGAAAGACGCCCAAGGCAAGGCAGCGUCAAACAGUUUGGGGGGCCUGAUGGGCGCCCUGGGAGCCUUUUUCAGGGACAAGAAGCCGCAGCGGUAG